CUUAGAACACUCUAAGAAACGCCUGACUGUAGACACGAUAACUGUUUUAGACAGUGACACAAAUAUAGCAGACCUUAGUAUUAUGAUACUUGGAAAUUUGAACACAGAUGCAGGAUUUCUAGAAAAUUCUAGAAUUCCUGAAAAGACUAUCGCUGAUUUUUCUUACAGGGACUUACAAGAUGGCAAUGUUUUGUUUGUCCACACAGGAGUUAAGAAUUCCAGGCUGGUUCUACGAGCAAGUGAUGGGGAGAAAGUCAGCAACACAGUUGUGUUGCGGAUUGUCGCUUUACCGUUGCAUUAUAAAUUGGUCAACAACACAGGAGUUGAGGUGGUUCAGGGCAAUGUGGCCAUGAUCAGUCUCAGUCAUUUGGCCAUUGAGAUUAACAUGGUUGAGCAAGAGCUGGAGAUACGAUAUGAGAUCACAGAUCCACCUUGCUUUGGAGAAAUCCAGAGGCGCCAUGGUGCUGGAGAAUGGAAGAAAACAAUAUCUUUUUCUCAACGCUCCAUUGAACGUGGCCGUGUAAGAUAUGCUUCUACCUUCAAAGCCAUGCAAAUGGAUAAUGUCCUGGAGAACUUUAAAUUUAAAGUUACCAUUGGUAGCAUAAUAAGUGAAGAGUUUCUGUUUCCUGUCAUGGUGAAAUGGUUGAGGUAUAACUUCUUGAGACAUGUGCCAUUAGUAAUUGAUAAAUCAAAGCGAGAAUACCUUACCUCCAGCAAUCUUCUUGUUGUGAUUGCAGAUGCGGAAGUUCCAGAAAAUGAAUUGUAUUAUAAAUUAUACUCAUUGCCUGAGAAAGGAAGCAUUCUGCUUAAUAAUUUACCUUUGCAAAUAAAUUCAAGCUUUAGCCAGCAGAACAUUUCUGAUAAUAAAGUGGAAUAUCAGUUGAUCAAUAGGCCCCUUGAGGAAACCCAGGAUUCAUUUCAGUUUCUAAUUUUUACAAAAUAUGUGAUAUCAAAUACCUAUGAUUUCAAAAUUGACAUUAAAACAGACCCCUGGAGCAUUCUUUUGACAAACAGUGGUCUCACUGUUACUGAGGGAGAAGGAAAACUGAUAACAGAAUUGGAAUUAUUUGCACAAACCAUUGAUGAUAAGACCUUCCAGUAUAAAGUUAUCAAGAGUCCUUCCCAUGGAAAGUUAGCACUUAUUAAUUUUUCUGAUUCCCCAGAAAGUAACAAUAAUCUCACUGGUUUCACAAAUCAGGAUAUAAUUGACAAACGUCUUAUGUAUGUGCAUGAUGACUCUGAAACACAGUAUGAUGAAAUUGAUAUCACAGCUACUGCUAUAAAAUUUGGGGAAUGGGCAAACUCUGACAUGGGAACAAAACCAUCUUUAUCAGCGGAGAUCAAAUUUAACAUUUCUAUCCAGCUGAAAAAUGAUGAGAAACCAGUACGUGUAGUAGAUAAGGUGUUUCAUGUUGUUAAGAAUGGAAGGAAGCUGUUGACAUUGGCUGAUCUUUGUUACCAUGAUCCUGAUAUUGAUUUUGAUGAUAUGCAAUUGUUGUAUACAAGGCGUGGCAUUCCAAAUGGAGACUUGGUUUUUGUCAACAAAACCUCUCAAAGACUCUAUCAAUUCAAGCAAGAAGACUUAGCACGAAAACGAGUCCUGUUUGUCCACCAUGGAGCAAACUAUGGCCGUUUUGUGCUCUUCGUCACUGACGGGAAGCACUAUACAUCAUCACUGCUAGAAGUAAGUGCUUCAGACCCUUACAUCCACCUAGCAAAUAAUACAGGUUUAUUGAUCCAGAAAGGAAGAGCAGAAACAAUCACCACAGCUAAUUUGAGUAUUACCACAAACCAAGACAUUAGAAGUGAUCAUGAAAUUGCGUUUGAGAUUUUUUCAUCUCCAAAGUAUGGACAGGUCUUUGUAAAUAAUUUAUCACAGGGUACUUUCACUCAGCAUGAUCUUAAAAUGGGACAUGUGACGUACAGGCAUGAUGAUAGUAGCAAUUUGGUUGACAAGUUUAACUUCACAGUAUAUGCUAAAAGGGUCCAGCUGGAUGCUGAAAUGAAUAUCCGUAUAUACUUGGAGAGCCAUCAGCGUCCACCAGUGAUUGUACAUAACAGCAGCCUGUUGGUUGAAGAAGGAAAACCAGUUAAAAUCAGUAAAGGAAAAUUGCUGGUUGUGCAUGAAAACAAUUUGCCAUCAGAGAUAGAGUUCAAAGUAAUGUCACCUCCACUCUAUGGGUACCUUCGGAAGUUUACAUCAGAGGAAGGCUAUUUUGGAGCAGAAGAAAAUCCAGUGUUGUCCUUUACCCAGCAAGAUAUCAAUGAUGGGAACAUCCAAUAUGUGCAGACCAGUUCCAACCAGCUCCAAGAUAAGUUUUCUUUGGACGUGACUAACGGCAUCCAGGCAGUCAGUGGAAUAAAAAUUGUGGUAGACAUCAUCCCAAAACUCAUCCCAUUAGAAGUACACAACUUCACAGUUGCCGAAGGGGGAUCAAUAACUCUGGAAGAAGAUUUUCUAAAAAUUGCUAAUAGCCAUUUUGUGGGGCUCAAUUGUGAAUUUAAUGUAAUCGAGGCACCAAAAUAUGGGCGUAUUUCAACCUCUCAGUUUCCUGGAGUGGCACUAACUAAAUUCACAAGGAAACAGGUAGAACAAGGAUUAAUCUUAUAUAUUCAUGAAGAUAGUGAACAGCUUCUUGACAGUUUCACCAUCAUAGCAAACAGCACAGAACUAUGGAAACAGAGUCUGCCUCAAAAGAUAUAUGUGAUUAUUACACCAGUAAAUGAUGAAGCUCCUGUUGUAAAGAGAAACAAAAUUCUUCGGGUCUGGGUGGAUUCAGUCACGGAAAUAACAAUGAAUGAUCUUUGCACAGAAGAUAAAGAUUCCAUUCCUGCAGAACUUGUGUAUUCUGUUUCUCCUCCAAACAAUGGUCACCUGGCUCUCAAGUCUUUUCCAAACAAAAGUAUCCUUAAUUUUACCCAAGCUCACAUUGAGGAAGGACAAUUAGUGUUUGUUCAUAGGGGUGCUAUGUCUGGGGGCUUCAAUUUUCAGGUUACAGAUGGCUUGAACUUUUCACCCCGGCAAAUAUUUAGCAUCACAGCUCGAACCCUGGUUAUCCGGCUGGAAAAGAACAAUGGAUUGGCAGUUUUUCCAGGUUCCAGGAAAACAAUUACAUCCCACAAUUUGAAAGCUGUCACCAAUGAUAUGGUUGAGGCAGAAAACAGAACAAUAUUUUUUACUGUUACAAAUUCUGUGAAACUUGGAAGGCUCAUCAGUGUGAACUCUGGUAACAGCACACAGGAUAUUUCAAGUUUUACGCAACUGAUGGUGGAUAAAGGGAUGGUCAUCUAUGAACAUGGAAAUAAGGAAACAGUUGAUUGGGAUACCCAAGAUUAUUUUACAUUUACCAUGUCCUCCCCACCAGCUGUCCUGGGCCCUCAAGUGUUUCACAUUAAUAUAUCUUAUGGAAUUAAAGGACAUGGUCAAAGUAGUCAGCUACUGGCAAACACAGGUGCUGUUGUACAGGAGGGAGGCAAAGUUUUAAUUGACAAAACUAACCUGGAUGGUUCAAACUUGCUCUUCAAAUUACCUGAGGCACAGCGUUCUGCAUUUGAAGUGUGGUAUGAAGUUGUAAAAUUGCCCCAACAUGGGAGAAUUAUUGUGGGAGAAAGAAACAUUACAAGAGAGAAACCUAAUUUCUCCCAGUACAUCAUAAACAAAUUUGGAAUCACCUAUAUGCAUGAUGAUUCUGAAACACUCAGUGAUCAGUUCAUAUUUGCUGUGUGGUUAAACCAGAAGGGCAAGUCUACAACAAAACCUGAUUCUGAUAUUUUAGAAGAGUUAUUUAAUAUCACUGUUGUGCCAGUGAAUGACCAAGCUCCAGAACUAAAGACAAAAAGACUACAUUUGAAUGUUUUACAAGGAGAUACAGCAGUUAUAGGGUCGGAAAAUCUGAAAGUAGAAGACUUAGAUAACACUCCAGAAGAAAUCAAAUACACUAUCAUAAGUGACCCCCCAAAUGGUUAUUUAGCAUUCUGGGGUCAUCCCAAUGAAUCCAUCAAAGAUUUCACACAAGCAGAUGUUGAUGAUGGAAGAGUCUUGUUUGUUCAAGAUGGAAGUUCUUCAUCUGGAGUUUUUUACUUUAGUGUGACAGAUGGCAAACACCGUCCACUGUACAAACUCUUUAGCCUUGAAGUUACACUCCUGUCAGUUACCUUAGUCAACCUAACAGAGGUGGUGCUUCCGCAGGGACAGAACACUGCUGCUAUUACAAACAUACAGCUUUCUGCAGCAACAAAUGGGGAAAAUACUGAGAUCAUGUUUGUAGUAACGGAACCCCUCAAAUCUGGACAUCUACAAAUUGGCAAUGAACAGGUAACCACAUUUCGUCAAAGAGACAUAGAUGCAGGAAGACUGUCAUAUUGUAUGACAGACCUCACUGCAGUUGGAGAUACAGUGGAAUUCAUGGUGUUCACCUCGGACAGCAAUCUAACAAGACAGAUUAUGAAUAUUACAGUACAACCCUUUGUGCAAAUGGUGCUUGACCUGAUCGUUCCAAAUGGUAUUACCUACAAACUAAAAGCAAGUGAUUUGGAUACUACAAAAUUAGCAAACCUAACAGAUAGUAUUCCAGAAUUUGAAAUAAUUGUGUCUCCUAUUUAUGGAAGAGUGUUGAGGAAACCAUUGGGGAGUGUUAAAGCUGAAAGAUCAGCUGUGUUCACACAGAGUGACCUUGAGAGCGGUGUUGUAUUUCUUGAAGCACAUGCCAAUAUGACAGAUGUUGAUAUUCUAAAUGAUUCUUUCACCUUUAUACUCCGAGCAGACAAUGUGCAACCUGCUGUAGGUCAAUUUCACUAUGCCAUAGUGCCACAUGACCCUUCAUUACUCCAGAUGUUUGCUUCAGAAGUGCCUCUCUUAACUAGCACAAAUAUUUUAAAGAGCUAUACCAUGGCAAAAAAUGAACCUCACAUCAUUCCAAAAAAGGACACACAUACUGAAGCACCAGCACAGACACAGUGGCACAACCAAAACCACUGGGUAAAACUGAAAGACAGAGAGAAGGUGUAUAGCCAGGAAGUUGCAAGGGAUAAAUCUGUUUGGGCUGAGACCACAAUGAAAACAAGUGGUAAAAGCACCGAAGAUCAGUCCCUGCGUAGUAAUAACCAGCUGUUCAUCAUUAUACCACUUGCUUCUGUGGCUGUUUUAUUUAUUGUGACUGCUAUUGCUGUUUGCAUCUUUCUAAUAUGUCACAAACCAAAGAAGGCCAAACCUCUCAUUGCUGAACAUCCACCAACAGCCCUUAGUAGCCCGGGCUUUUCUCCUGAAAGGAGUUUAACUGUUCCGACAGUCACAGUGACACCCCUGUUAAAAGGUACAGGUAAAGCAACAGCUCUCCCAUUCUCAACCCUUAGACGGGAACCACUUCAGCCAGUGCCUGUUGCUCCAGUUCCAGCUUUGCGAGCUGCAGAAGGACUUCUGCAAAGCAGCUGGUCCAAACUUGACCCAGAUAUGAUCCAACACUGUCGAACCACCAAUCCGACUUUGAAACGCAAUCAGUACUGGGUAUAGUGUCACCACUGGAGAAUGUGCAGACUACCAUUGCAUUUAACAACUCUAGAAAGUUUAUGUAUUUUGAAAUAAUGUAUGCAUUUCCUGUUUCAAGAGUGGUCAACUUUGGUGCCUCCAGGGGCCAUUUUCUGCCCAUUGAAACCCAGGGGUGGGGUCACAUAGACUGCCAAAAAAUGCUCCCAAAUGGGGAAAACACAUGUCAAACACAUGACCAGUAGUCCCAUUUCUGGUUUUGAAAAAAUUGAAUUUUUACAGUGUUAUACACUUCAGCGGGAUUGUGCAAUCUAUUUAAAAGGUGAAUCACUGCUCCUCCCUGUCAAGGGGAGUUGAGGGUUGUAAAGUAGUCUGACCCUGGAUGCAGCCCAAGGCCAACUAUGUGCUGCUCUAAUUGUUGCACAGUUCAAAGCUUAGAGAAACCAAUAGUAAACCUGAUGAGUUUUGAACAAGUUCACUGAGGUCUGUCAUGGCUAGCCAAGAGCAGCUCUCGGAGGAGGAGGAGGAUGAGCCUCCUCCAGAGCAAGAGCUAAUUGAGGCUACAACAGGUGCUCAUCCUGUUCUGCCAGGUCCCAGCUGUGAUCCCCCAGCCCCAGAGGAGGAGGCUCAGCCAGGUCCUAGUGCUAGUGAAAUGCCGCCUGUGGUACAACAGCCUAGUGGUGACUGGGAAGGAAUCAUGUCUGGAUGUGCCUACCUAUAAACAAAGAAGGGCUGAGAGUGCUUGCAGGCACAGGUCCAGGAGAAUUGCAGAGAGGCAAUUAGCAAACCAGCUUCAGGGGGCACGGGGGAGAGUUUCCCUUACUUAAGCUGUAGAGAGGCCUCAACUCAGUGCUAGAGUUUAUUGCAUGAUUCUUUGGUGUGAUUUCUGCCGGCACUAGCUCCUUGUAUCUUGACUCCUUGUUGCUUUGACCUUGGAACGGACUGGACCCUUGUUAUCUUCUGGCUGCUUUGAUCCUGGACUGAUUUGACUACUCUGACUUCUGGUAUCCUGACUUCGGCUUGGCUUUCGGAUUGCUCUCUAACGCUGACUCCUUGCAAGGUCUGUGGACUGUUUCCACUUGCUGUGCUAAGCCGUUCUUAUUGGCAUAGACUGGGUGUGCUGGCUGCAGUCUAGGACAAGAUCCAACUGAGGUAAUCCCUUUAUGAACAAAAUACAAUUGCCUCUCCUUUCUCACGGACUUGAGAUCUGCGUUCACAGAGGGGUGACCUCCAUUAUCCUUGAUGGGCCAUGCCCCCAUGGCGCAUACCUCCACAUGCUCACGGGGCAUGCCCCAUUCAGGCCCCCAUGGGCUUGUUGCAAGCUGCUGUUUUCGUGGGAGGGGGGGGUCUGGAAUGGAUCCCCUGUGAAAAUGGGGGGUUGACUCUAAGUAGGCAGAAAAACAAUGAGCACUGGUGACUAAAUACUGUAAAACCACCAUAUCCCAUCUGAUCUUGGAAGUUAAGCAGGAUAAGAUCUAGCUAGUACUUUGAUAUGAGAUUGCCAAUGAAUAUCAGAUACUGUAAGGCAUAUCAGUGAUGUUAUUAAAGUGACAUCAUAGCGAUCUGUGUUGAGUGACACCCCAGAAGAAAGGUGACACCCAAUCAGACAUUCAUCCUACUUGGGGGGGGGGGAGGGGGAGCAUCCCUGGCCCUGCUUCCCCACAGUGAUGGUGGUUCCUCAUGAGGAGGCACCACCACUGCAAGCAAAGACAAUGGCAAGGACCAGCCCUUGUCUCCCUGUGAUGGUGGAGAUUGCUCUUGAGGAGCUGCCACUGCAAGGAAAGGCAAGGCUGAGCAUGCCCAGCCCUGGUUCCCUGCCAUAGCAGUAGUUUCUAUAGAGGAGACUGCAACCCCUGUGAGGAAUGAGAAGGCCAAGCACACCAGUUGAUUCCUCACGAGGAGACUGCCACCACCAUAGGGAAUGUGAAGGCUGAGUGUGCCCAGCUGAGUGCUUCUCCACCACAGCUGCAGUCUCCUUGUGGGGAGGCAGCUGCCACGCUGGCAAAGGAGAAGGGGUGAUCAUGGUCAUGCCCUUCAGCAUCCCUGCCUCCUCAACCAAGUGACAUCAGUGGGGGCAACAGUGCUGGGAUAUAUUUCAGAGGAAGGAACUGGCAAAAUCACCCCAUAUUCCUUGCAUAAGAAAAUCCUGUGAAAUUCAUGGGGUCACCAUAAGUCAACAGUUGACUUGAAAGCAUACAGUAUAUGCACACAUCCAGUGAGCACUAGACUUUACCAACAGUUGUGUUGUAUAGGGGUCGAAUUAGACAAUAUUGGUCUGGUACAGAGGCUGCUCUUUUCUUCUCUGGAUUGUUGCCGUGGCAACCACACAGCCACAACAAUGAUCUGGCCCAAAAAGGCUGUAAGCGCUUUGGGGCGGUGUGGUGAGGUCUUGCAUUUAAGCAUGCUUUCUUAUAUGACUGAUCAUGGGAAAGUAAACACAAGCCUAAUUUGCACGUUUUAAUGCUAAAGUAUGUAUCUUUGAGGAAAUCCUAUUGUGGUAGGGAAAGCAAGUUGAUUGUAGGGAAUUUGCCCACAGUGCUAAGAACUCACAAGUUGGAAUGGAAAUGUGAGUGACUGAGCUAGAAAUUAAUCAGUGAGUUAUUUAAGCUUGUGUGUUUUGGGCUUUGUUCUAAAUUCAGUUAGAGGAUUGGUACAGCCACAGCCCUUGCCAUAGACUGAUAAUCUGAAGCUUCCAGAUUUCACAGUACUCUUGUCAUGCAACAAAUCUUGAAACAAAUUUUGUCCUAUUCAGCCUUUGUGCCUUUGUCUUGGGUAAAGGGUACAGAACAAUGCACAGUGGGUCCACAUUGAUAUCCCUGUGCUUGUCAUCUCCUCUCUCCUCUCCUUUCUUGCACUGAGUGAGGAGUCUAAAGAAGAUUUUUAUUUACACUGAGCUUUAAAACCUUGGAAAACUUAAGUUUUGGACUAUAACUCUUAGAAUGUAUCUGCUGAAACUGUAUUGUGGCCUUGCCAUCUGGGGGAUUCUGGGAACUACGGUCCCUAAAAGUAGCUUUUCCAAGUUUUGAUUACAUCCUAACUAACCCUAUGGUAGUGCUUGUUCCAUUAUAUAUUUUUAAGCUUAGAGAGUUCCAUGGAUAAUUAUGUAUUUCCCCCCCCCCCCA
This is a messenger RNA of Sceloporus undulatus (fence lizard), 8604 nucleotides long. Its product is annotated as chondroitin sulfate proteoglycan 4-like. The record is from RefSeq and is a predicted model, not a curated record. The coding region runs from base 83 to 5509 and encodes 1808 amino acids. The transcript is spliced from 8 exons. Lineage: Eukaryota; Metazoa; Chordata; Lepidosauria; Squamata; Phrynosomatidae.